AUGGCGACCCCGGCGAAGGAGGCGGUGGCGGCGACGGGGAAGAGAGAUGAGCUCGCGGAUUCGCUGGCCGAGCUCUUCACCAACGUCUCCCUCAUGGUCCGCGGCGAGCUCCAGGGAACUAACAGCCAGCUAUCACUACUCGAAAAGAUGAAUCAACGUGUGGCAGAGGAAUACAAUAGCUAUGGAGAUGUUGCAUCUGGUCUGAGAGUCUUCGUGGAGCAACUGAAUGAGAAAAACCAAGGGUUUGAAGAAUAUACAUCCCAGAUUGACGCGAUAGACCAUCAGGUGACCGAGUUUGAGGCGGUGGUGUCCAUGCUCGAUAAGUAUGUUUCCGUGUUGGAAAAGAAAGUGAAGUCUGCUUAUCACAUUGCUCCUACGCAAUGAUUCAUCUAGAAGCAUGUUGUAAAUCUUUUUGUUUUCUUUUUGGAACAAUAAUUGAGCAUAUCUGUAGUAAUCAGAUACAUGUGCAUGGAAUGCUCACACUGUAGUCCUAAUGUUUCCACCAUUGUUGUAAUUGUUGUAGUGGAAUUGAAUAGCCAA
This is a messenger RNA of Lolium rigidum, 540 nucleotides long. Its product is annotated as biogenesis of lysosome-related organelles complex 1 subunit 2-like. The record is from RefSeq and is a predicted model, not a curated record. The transcript has 2 exons. NCBI's taxonomy places the organism in Eukaryota, Viridiplantae, Streptophyta, Magnoliopsida, Poales, Poaceae. Bases 1 to 384 code for a protein of 127 amino acids.